AUGGCUCUCGCUACCGAGGGCGCAACAAACUCCGUGGAGGCCGUGGCCUUCAGUUUUCUGACGGACAAAGAGAUACUUCAGAGUAGUCGCUUUAAAGUUACCGAUGCCAUUCUUGUCGAUAAUCUCGGUCGUCCCGUACCUAAUGGGUUAUAUGAUCCUGCUUUUGGUCCUUUUGUCGAUAGGUUUCCUUGUAAAACCUGUGGUCUGCCCAAAGAUCACUGCUCAGGUCAUUUUGAUCAUAUCGAGCUCGUUGCCACUGUGUAUAAUCCUCUGAUGUUCACUAUUCUUAGCAAUAUUUUAAAGAAAACAUGUUUCUCUUGCCAUCAUUUUAAGGCUAAUAGAAACGAGGUGGACAGGUGUUUGUCCAAAUUGAAGUUAAUUAUGGAAGGGAAUAUUAGCAAGGCCAAAAGUUUAGAUGGAAUUCAACUAGAUGGACCUCUAGAUUCAGGCGAUUUUGAUGUUGAUGAUGAAAACCAAUGUAGUAGACCCGAGCAACCGAUAAAAAAUUGGACAUCUAUUCAAUUUUCUGAGGCAAUGUCUGUUCUAAGAACGUUUCUACUUAAGGAUUACAGGAAGUGUCAAAAUUGUGGAAAAGUCAGUCCUAAAAUUACUAAACCAAUCUUUGGAUGGUUUCACGUGAGAGGUAUCUCAGCUUUUCAAGCCAGAGGAGAAGUUAUUACAGGCAGCGAUGCAUCCUCUGAAAGUGAAACAAUUAAUGAUGAUAUAUUUUUAGGAAACGUGGAUAAUGAAAGUCAAAUAUUGUCUACUAAGCUUAUUAAGGAAACUUCACUUUCUGGGUCUUUGCUACCCUCCCAGGUUAGGGGAAUUCUAAAGCUUCUGUGGAAAAAUGAAGCUAAGCUGUGCUCGUAUAUCAGUGACAUUCAAAAUCAAGGUUUUGGAAAGAAAGCCGGUCACUCCAUGUUCUUUUUGGAAAACAUUUUUGUUGCACCAAUCAAAUUCCGCCCCCCAUUGAGAACAGGUGAUAAUGUGGCAGAUCAUCCUCAAACUGUUAUGUUGAAUAAGGUUUUAGAGUCCAACAUAUCCUUGGGACAAGCCCGUCAUAACAAGUUAGAUGCAUCAUUCAUUCUAAGGCGGUGGAUGGAUCUUCAACGAUCUGUUAACCUCUUGUUUGACAACAAAUCUGCUUCCAAAAGCCAAAAAGCUGUGACUACUGGAAUAUGUCAGUUGCUGGAAAAGAAGGAAGGCAUCUUUCGCCAGAAAAUGAUGGGAAAGAGGGUUAAUUUUGCAUGCCGCUCUGUCAUAUCACCAGAUCCUUACUUAGCAGUCAAUGAAAUUGGGAUUCCCCCAUAUUUUGCUCUAAGGUUAACAUAUCCUGAGAGAGUGACUCCUUGGAAUGUAGUCAAGUUAAGGGAAGCUGUCCUAAAUGGUCCUGAAACCCAUCCUGGUGCCACACUCUAUGCUGAUAAAACAUCAACACUCAGGCUUCCACUAGAUAGGAGGUUAUGUUCUUUUACAUCAAGGAAAUUACAAUCAUCGAGAGGGGUUAUUAUGCAUAAUGGGAAGAUACGUGACCAUGAAUUUGAAGGAAAAGUUGUGUAUCGUCACUUGAAGGAUGGCGAUGUAGUGCUUGUCAAUCGACAGCCAACACUUCAUAAGCCUAGUAUAAUGGCACAUGUAGUUCGUGUUCUAAAGGGGGAGAAAACAGUUCGCAUGCAUUAUGCAAACUGCAGUACAUACAAUGCUGAUUUUGACGGUGAUGAGAUUAAUGUUCAUUUUCCACAAGAUGAAAUUUCGCGCGCUGAAGCUUACAAUCUUGUAAAUGCCAACAACCAAUAUGUGAAGCCUACAAGUGGUGAUCCAAUCAGAGCCUUGAUUCAGGAUCAUAUUGUGAGUGCUGCUCUUCUUACCAAGAAAGAUACCUUUUUGAGCUGUGAAGAGUUCAAUCAACUUCUCUACAGUUCUGUUUCCUCCAGCAAUAUUCAAGCCGGAGCCACUGUGGACAGGGAAACAGGUUAUCAGUGCAUUGCUGUUGAGAAGAAUGCAAAAAUCUCAUCUAGUUUUUUUAAGACUCAAAUGAGGGAGGGAAAAAAAGGCACUAAAGAUACCUCAAGAAAAAAGGAUGAGAAUGAGGAUAAAUUGUUGAUAUAUAGAAAUGAUUUGGUGCGUGGUGUAGUUGAUAAGGCUCAAUUUGGUGACUACGGAAUGGUGCAUACAGUGCAAGAGUUUUAUGGCUCAAACACUGCGGGCAUUCUUCUGUCGGCAUUAAGUCGGCUGUUCACCAACUUUUUACAGAUGCACGGGUUCACAUGUGGGGUUGAUGAUCUUCUGAUAACAGAAGGAAAGGAUAGUGAAAGAAUAAAUCAACUUGAAAGCUGCGAGGAAAUUGGUGACAUUGUUCAUCGAGAAUUCAUUGGAGUCAUGGAAAGGGAUAAUAUUGAUCCAAUCACAAUGCAGUUGAAUGUUGAGAAAAAAAUACGCAGUAAUGGAGAAGCGGCCUUAACAUACUUAGAUAGGAAGAUGAUAAGUAAUCUUAACACCAGAACUAGCUCAGGGGUAUUGAAGGAGCUACUAUCUGAAGGAAUAUUAAAACCUUCAGGAAAAAAUUGGAUUUCUCUUAUGACUACAUCUGGAGCUAAGGGAAGUAUGGUCAAUUUCCAGCAGAUAUCUUCUCAUCUUGGCCAGCAAGAGUUGGAAGGAAAACGAGUCCCACGUAUGGUUUCUGGCAAGACCUUACCAUGCUUUCCAUCAUGGGAUUGUUCCCCCAGGGCAGGGGGAUUCAUUAUUGAUCGGUUUCUUACCGCUCUUCGUCCACAGGAAUAUUACUUUCAUUGUAUGGCUGGUCGAGAAGGGUUAGUUGACACUGCAGUCAAAACAUCUAGGAGUGGAUACUUGCAAAGAUGUCUUAUGAAAAACCUUGAGUGUCUAAAAGUUUGCUAUGAUCACACUGUACGUGAUGCUGAUGGAUCAGUUAUUCAGUUUCACUAUGGAGAAGAUGGUGUGGAUGUACAUCAAACUAGCUUUAUCACCAAAGUAGAAGCACUUUCAAUUAAUAAAGAAUUGGUUUACAGCAACUGUUGUCGUCAGCUAGAUAGAUCCAGUCCUUAUAUUAACAAGUUGCCUGAUGCUCUUAAAGGAAAAGCAGAAAACUUCAUUCGUGAUUUCUCUUCAAAACAGAGAAAUUCCAGUUCAUUGAAACAAGAAGAUUUCCUACAGUUGAUGGAGCACAAGUAUGUCUCAAGUCUUGCUCAACCAGGUGAACCAGUUGGUGUGUUAGCUUCUCAGUCUCUGGGAGAACCGGCAACACAGAUGACUUUGAAUACUUUCCAUCUUGCUGGUCGAGGUGAAAUGAAUGUGACGCUUGGAAUUCCUCGUUUGAAUGAAAUUGUGGUGGCAGCCUCGUAUAACAUCAAGACUCCCUUUAUGUCAUGCCCCCUGAGAUCCAAUAAAUCUAUGGAUAAUGCUAUCCGCCUUGCAGACAAAAUGAAAAAGAUAACUGUAGCUGACAUAAUUGAAAGUAUGAAAGUUUCUGUUGUACCCGUUGCCGUAAAAGACGGUCACAUUUGCAGUAUAUAUAAGCUUAUGAUGAAACUGCAUAAACCUAAACACUAUCCAAAAUACACUGAUAUUACGCUCGAAGACUGGGAGGAAAGUCUAAGAGUUGGCUUUGUGAGGGAGUUGGAGGAUGCGAUUCAAAGUCACAUUGUAUUGUGUCAAAAAAUUAAUGGCAUAAGAGAUUUCCAAGGCAAAAGUGGUGUAGAAAAUGAUCAUAGCAAUGAUUCAGAAUCUAACAAAAAUGGUCAAACUGACAAUGACGACGAUGGUAAUGACACAGAGGAAGCUGAUGAUCUUGAUUAUGAUGCUCAAAAGAGUAAACAGCAAGCUAUGGAUGAGGUUGAUUACGAUGAUGGUCCUGAGGAGGAAACAUGUGAGAUGUCAGAGGAUGGAAAAAAUGAUGAGGAUGGCAAAGAUGACGAGGAUGAGAAAGGUGAUGGAGAUGACAGUGAUAUUGAAGUAAAUGGGGAGGACAGUGAUACUGAUUUAAGUGGCAAUGAUAAAAACGUGACACUUGAUGCAAAUAAAUCUCAAGGACUUGAAGAAACUUCGAAAUCUGAAAUGAGUAAAUCUGAACCGUCAAGCAAAAAAUACGACAAGAGAGUUCAUGUGAAAUUUGGAGCGAUGCGUUUUGAGAUCCACUUUAAAUUUACUACUGAACCUCACAUAUUAUUGGCUCAGAUUGCUCAGAGAGCAGCUGAGAAGGUUUGUAUCCAAAACUUUGGUAAGGUUGGUGAAUGUAAAGCUAUUACAUGUAAAGAAAAUGGCGUAAUCUACUAUGGUGAGGUUGAUGGUAAAAGGGAUGAUAUUCUGUCAUCAGUGAAAGAAAAAAUACCAGCGCUUCAAGCAUCUGGUAUACAUUUUAAAACUUUUUGGGAGAUGGAAGAAGACCUUAAUCUUAGGUAUGUUUAUUCAAAUGACGUGCAUGCUAUACUAAGGACCUAUGGGGUGGAAGCAGCCAAAGAAAUCAUCAUCAGGGAAGUGCAAAAUGUUUUCAAAUCAAAGGGGAUAGAAGAUUCUACAUCUCCUUUGGUCAAAAUGUCUUUUGAGACUGCAUCUAACUUCAUUGUUGAAGCAGCUCUUCAUGGGCAGGUGGACACCUUGGAGACUCCUUCUUCUAGAAUUUGUCUUGGUUUGCCCGUAAAGAUGGGAACUGGGUGCCAUGACUUGAUACAGAAGCUUGAAAUAUGA
Vicia faba (fava bean) is the source of this 4704-nucleotide messenger RNA. NCBI's taxonomy places the organism in Eukaryota, Viridiplantae, Streptophyta, Magnoliopsida, Fabales, Fabaceae. The record is from the annotation of a GenBank genome assembly.